CAGCCAGAUCGGCUCUAGACUGGACUCGAACCCUGUUUGUUAUUGUUUAUCGACCUUCUCUGAUUCUUGUUCUUAUUCCUGCCGGCCGAACUUCUUCUUCUUACUCCGUACUCCCCACCCACAGUCAAUCUUCCUGCUCCGCGUCAGUGGCGGACACGCACCAGAUACAACUACAUAGUAACCGGUCGCAAUGGACGUGCUCGCCGGUCUGGUGGAUGCAGCGCUUGCCUCCACGCACAUGGACGCUAUCGAUGCCCUUCGAAUCUUCUUCAUCCUCGCAUCUUGUACGAUUCUGUCGGUCAGCGUGUUGCCGGACUCGUUGCACUCGCGCUUCGUUGUUUAUGGCGCUCGUGCAACAUCAACCGACUCGAAGCCCCCCUCUGCCCCAGCGUCCACAACCUCUGCCUCCUCCUCCUCUUCACCCUCGUCAUCCCCAGCUACACGCAUCCUCGACUACCUUGCCUCCCUGAGAGUCCCUCACAGCUACUUCACGCAAUUCUAUGUCGCUUCCGUGGCAGCCUCGGUCUUUUGGGGCGUGCAGCUCCUUUGCCGUGGCGCUGCGUUCCAGGCCUUCGCAACGAGGGUCAGCCCAGAUCACCUGCAGAGGUCCAUGACGAUAAACCAAAUCUUGCUGUGUUGGGUGUGCAUGCUUCUCCAGGGGGUAAGGCGGUUAUAUGAGUGCUUCGUGUUCUCGAGGCCAUCCGCGUCUCGAAUGUGGUUCAUUCACUGGCUUGUAGGCCUUGCUUUCUACCUGGGCAUGUCCGUUGCGGUCUGGGCUGAAGGAGCAGGCACGCUUCUGGCCCGCCCAAUUGUCCUCGAUGAUGUGAAGGUCACCAUAGCCCCUUCACUCCGCACCUUCAUCUUCCUUCCGAUUUUCCUGCUCGCAUCAGGUCUCCAGCACGAUGCUCACCACUAUCUCUUCUCCCUAGAGAAGUAUACCCUGCCGACUCACCCUCUAUUCCACAGGCUUGUAUGCCCGCACUAUAUGGCCGAGUGUGUCAUCUACUUGUCCCUGGCAUUCUUAGCCGCUCCGGAGGGGGAAACCAUCAAUAAGACGAUUCUGGCGGCUCUGGCCUUUGUGGCCAUCAACCUUGGCCUGACGACGGCCAACACCCGACGAUGGUAUAUCCAGAAAUUCGGCGGAAGUUCAAUGCAAGGGAAGUGGAAUAUGAUUCCGGGCGUAUACUGAUUCUAGGUUAAACGUCUGAGGUUCUCUGCAAACCCGGACUAUCGUCUACUCAAGAAUUUCAUUGUGCUUCCCAGCUUCGCGACCUUGAGCACGUCACGAUAAGUUAGACUGAUC
Aspergillus japonicus CBS 114.51 is the source of this 1303-nucleotide messenger RNA. RefSeq names its product putative 3-oxo-5-alpha-steroid 4-dehydrogenase. The record is from RefSeq and is a predicted model, not a curated record. Gene Ontology annotation, cellular component: endoplasmic reticulum. Bases 191 to 1189 code for a protein of 332 amino acids. Gene Ontology annotation, molecular function: 3-oxo-5-alpha-steroid 4-dehydrogenase activity. The transcript has 3 exons. Lineage: Eukaryota; Fungi; Ascomycota; Eurotiomycetes; Eurotiales; Aspergillaceae. Gene Ontology annotation, biological process: dolichol-linked oligosaccharide biosynthetic process; polyprenol catabolic process.